UUGUCUACAAAUACAGUUGUGACCUACUGUCAAUCUGUAUACUCCUUGGCUUGGCUUUCUAUGCUGCCGUUCAGAGAGCCUCUGCUGCCACCGUGUGAUCAAAUCUUGUUAGUGUUGGCUCAUGUGGCCACACUGCCAUUGACCGUCAAAUCAAAAAUGAAAGUAAAACUACUUCCUCGCUGCAGAAAGGAAAGGGACUACCGAGUGUGACUAGCAGCCCAUUCCAUUCACUGCUGAACAUUGCCCAGGAUGGUCGCCCUGAAACCUUAUGUGCUUCUCCUGGUCUUCGACGUAUUAUUAUGGCUUUCAGUUUGGCUUCUUGUGGUCAGUUUGGGUGUCGAAUGCAGUUUAAAUGCUUGGCUUGCCGGACUAUGGUGUUAUAGGCUGAUAAGCGUGGCCAUACUUAAUCAUUUGGCUCGCUUUAUAAGUUCUGGGAGUGAGCAGAAAGUUUUAACGCGAUGGGUGACAGCGCUGUGCCUUCUGUCUCCAACGUUCGAGACAGUGAAGACUUUGCUACCGGAGAGCUCUUCUUACCAUUGUCCAGUUCCCGAUAUCGGGAUGGUGGCGCUGGCUGCAGCCUCAACAAGUAUAGCCUGUGCGAUGUGGGAGUGUCUUUUCCCGGACAAGGCGCCUGGAGACGCCGCCAAGGUAAAGAAGCAACAGGAGGCCCGCGCGCUGCUCAAGCGCGUGUCGGGAUACGCGGCUCCAGAUUACCUUUACCUGGGAGCGGCCUUCGUCUUUCUUGCCUUGACAGCCAUAUUUGAGACAUACAUCCCAAUAUACGUUGGGAAAGUGAUUGACAUCCUGAGUGGCACCUAUGAGCACACCAGCUUCCUCUGGGCGAUCGGUCUCAUGGGCCUCUACAGUCUUGGAAGUUCGUUGUUUGGAGGGCUACGCGGAGGAUUUUUCAUGUGCAGCCUCUGUCGGCUGAACAAGAGGGUGAGGCACAUGCUCUUUCAGAACCUUAUGAAGCAGGAGGUCAACUUCUUUGAGGAAAACAAACCAGGCAACCUGUCGUCGCGUCUGAUCUCUGACACGGACAAGAUGGGCCGCUCGGUGGCGCUGAACGUGAACGUGCUGCUGAGGAGCCUGGUGAAGACGGCCGGCAUGCUGUGGCUCAUGCUGGGCCUCUCCUGGGAGCUCACCCUGCUGGCCUGCAUCGAGAUGCCCCUCACCGCCCUGCUGCAGAACAACUACAACACAUUAUCUCAGGACCUGUCCCAGAAGCUGCAGGACUGCCAGGCGGAGACGCGGGAGCUGGCGGGCGAGAGCCUUGGGGCCGUGCGCGUGGUGCGCUCCUUCCACGCCGAGCGACAGGAGCUGGCGCGCUACCAGGCCGCCCUGGACAAGAUGUUCCACAUCAAGCGGCGCAAGGGCAUCUACAGCGCCAUGCACCUUCUGCUGAGGAGGAUGGUGACGGUGGGCCUGAAGGUGCUGAUGCUUCUCCAGGGCCGAGCACUCAUCUCCACCCAGAGGCUCAGCAUGGGCAGCCUGCUCUCCUUCGUCCUCUACCAGAAAGACAUGGCCACCAAUAUGAAGCACUUGGUCUACAUCUAUGGAGACAUGCUGAGCACCAUGAUCUCCUCCAGGAAAGUCUUCGAGCUCUUGGACAGGAAGUCCAAGAUGAGGGAGGAGGGCUCCCUGGCCCCAGAGACCCUGGAGGGCAGACUCACUUUCCACAACGUCACCUUCGCAUACCCAUCCAGGCAGGAGGUGCAAGCACUGAAGGGGGUGAGUCUGGAGGUGUCUGCGGGGAGCAUGACGGCCCUGGUGGGGCCCUCUGGAGGAGGGAAGAGCUCCUGCGUCAGCCUGCUGCAGCGCUUCUACGAGCCCCAAGAGGGGGAUGUGCUGCUGGACGGGGUGCCCCUCAGAGAGUACAGCCACCGAUACCUGUGCAGCAAGAUGGCUGUGGUUUCUCAGGGUCCGUUCCUGUUCUCUGGGUCAGUGGGCUACAAUAUCCAGUAUGGCAUGCAGGAUUGCACGGAGGAGCAGGUCAAAGAGGCGGGCAAGAGGGCCAGCGCUGACAGCUUCAUCGGGAACUUGGGGGAAGGUUACGAUACAGACGUGGGGGAGAGCGGAGAUCAGCUUUCCAAGGGUGAGAAGCAGUGCAUAGCCAUCGCCCGGGCCCUGGUGAGACGGCCUCAGAUCCUCAUCCUGGAUGAAGCCACCAGCAGUAUGGAUGUCAAUACAGAGCAUGCUGUGCAGGGCGUUCUGAAUGGGGCGAAGGGCCAGACGGUGUUGGUGAUAGCCCAUCGUCUGCAGACGGUGGAGAGAGCGGAUCGCAUCAUCUUCAUGGACCACGGCCAGGUGGUGGAGCAGGGGACACACCAGGAGCUCAUGGACCUGAAGGGACACUACUACCGCAUGAAGGAGAAGCUCUUCCUGAAAGACUGACAGCUGGCCUCAGAAAAUGCCGAAGAACAUUUUUUCCCCCUCUCUGGUCCAGCUACAACUGGGCUCAAAACCAUGAAGAACCACCAUCAUCUCUGUGGUCCAGCCAAAACAGACCUGCUGGGUAGCCCAGGGUGACAGAAACCUGUUGGAGAGCUUGUGGGGGUGGAGGGAAUUGGCAGAUGUGUUUAGCAGAGGCUGUGUGUGGUGCACAAACUGGAAAUGCAGUUAAUUGGACCUGCUUUAGCCGUCUCUGUCCAGAGGUUUCUGGAUGAGUUUGGAGAUUUCACACUCCGUUAAGGCUCUAAUGGUCUCCAAUCACAUUUCUGCCCCCAUUAUCUCAUGGCUGUCUGAACACACACAGAUUGGAAUGCAUACGGUGUUCCUUCGGCAUGGGCUACUUCAUCAAGACGGUCUAGCUUAAACCCAAACCCUGUUCCUAGCCUUCACCCCUAGAGGCGCUGUUGUAGUGCCUUGCUUGGUAGCUCUGCUCGACGGAUAGCUCAUGUCGACACGACACCACCACAUUUCAAGAGUGCAUCAGGCCCUAACACAGGAAGGAGCAAGAAUACCUCUUGAAAUACCUCAUUAGGUUACAUUUGGCUUUUAGUGCUUUUAUCCUAAACAACUUACAAAAGAGGAAAUAAGAGAAAAAAGUGAAGUACAUGGGAAGAGUAGUGAAUACACAGGCAUGAAAAGGUGUGUACGACUAGGUUGUUAUGAUGGAAACUAUUGGAGUCUCUCUUCUCUUCUCUUCUCUUCUCUUCUCUUCUCUUCUCUUCUCUUCUCUUCUCUUCUCUUCUCUUCUAAAUGCAUACUAGGCGUUUGUUGUAUUAGUUUGUUAUUUAAUGUUUCAUUUUGCAUGGUAUUGGCGGCCAGAAGGCAUACAUUCUCUUUGCUAGAGCUGUACAUUUGAACUACAAGGACAUUAAUGUUGUGUUUAUGAUUUAAUGCACAAUGCUUCACUGCCAAAGUGGAACACUGGAUCAAGCACCGGCUGUUUGCUCAUGUAAGGACAAGGAUACAAGGAAGUGUAUUUGUCACUUACAGUACAAAACACUGCAAUAUGACAUGCAUUGUAUGACAGUUCAUUUGUCAGAUGCUUUUAUCCAAAGCAACCAAGGACUUGGAAAAGUGAAUCAUGUACUGUAAGUGUGGCAUGCAGUGAACUUGCAGUUUGGUCUGCCUGUAUUGUGCAUCAGUGAAUACCACUCAACACACUCCGCUGCUCAACCUGUACACAAAUUAUGUAAAUGUGGAAACGGCAAAUUAAUUUUAAUAUUUUAAAAUAAAUGUGGACGAUAACGCUUGAAAAGAAAUGUAUUGUGAUAUUUUAACAAAAUGACCGUGAAUUAAAGCAUUUUCGCUGUGUACUGUAUGCAUAUACGCUCACGUUUCAUUAACACAGUAAAGGUGAUUACUCUCAUUAUUAUCACAGUCAGGCCAGGGAGGGGAAGUAAGUGACUCCCCACUUCUGCGCUGAUUUAUGUGAUGGCUGGCUGCAUGAACCACUCAAGCGUAAGACUAUGUGGCAGGCAGAGUUCACUUGUCAGUUCCUGAAUUUAUUGCUGCUUAAACGCUUCAGCU
Molecule: messenger RNA, 3978 nt
Organism: Engraulis encrasicolus (European anchovy)
Lineage: Eukaryota; Metazoa; Chordata; Actinopteri; Clupeiformes; Engraulidae
Gene: tap2t
Product: transporter associated with antigen processing, subunit type t, teleost specific
Exons: 12
Coding region: 250-2394 (714 amino acids)
Biological process (GO): oligopeptide export from mitochondrion
Cellular component (GO): mitochondrial inner membrane
Molecular function (GO): ATP hydrolysis activity; ABC-type oligopeptide transporter activity; ATP binding
Source: RefSeq, a predicted model, not a curated record